Messenger RNA from Bactrocera tryoni, 1701 nucleotides. RefSeq names its product probable fatty acid-binding protein. Gene Ontology annotation, molecular function: fatty acid binding. Gene Ontology annotation, biological process: fatty acid transport. The record is from RefSeq and is a predicted model, not a curated record. The transcript has 4 exons. NCBI's taxonomy places the organism in Eukaryota, Metazoa, Arthropoda, Insecta, Diptera, Tephritidae. The coding region runs from base 726 to 1271 and encodes 181 amino acids. Gene Ontology annotation, cellular component: nucleus; cytosol.
AACAUAUGCAUCCAUUUAAGAACGUGCCCAAAAGCAAAAACAUCUGCGGGAGAUGUGUUUCAGAUGCAGCUUCAUCUUACAUAGUAAUAUAAGACAUAGCUUAUCGUAAGCUUGGACAAAAUAAAGGUCUCCGACGCUUCUUUCUGGGUGUUACAAACAUCGUGACAAACUUAAUAUACCCUGUUCAGGGUAUAAAAAUGCAUUGAGAUGUCAAUUUCGUUGCAACUCUUGAUCAUGAGUCCCCAAAGUAACAACGAAAAAAAGCACGCGAUUUUUCGACAGUGAUCUUAACAGCUACAUAUCAAAGUCUGCAAAGAAUGUGGAUAAAGUUUACGCGCACACUUCUGAAAGUCACGUCGGGUUGGGAGCACAACGUUCGUCUGCCAGAACUCAACAAUGUCAUCACGUCACAAUCUCAACGUUGAGACUUUGGUGAUUUUUUACUGAUGUUGAUAAUGACCAUCUAUAUAGCCAUGCUUGUUGUUGCUUGAGACUCUUGUUUUGUUUGGCGAAUCACAGCAACAAAGUCAUUUCAUUCACCUCCCUUUGGGUUUAUUUUGCGAAGAAAAGGUUCGAGCAGCUUUGGUGUGCAAGUACGCGGUGGUUUUCACACGUAGUGCUCAGCAUGGGAUCAGCUACCCGCAAGACUUCACUUGACAUGAUGAAAUUGAGAAUCGCCGCGUAUGUCUAAGAGUUCUAUAAGCGCAAUCCGAUUUCCCUAAAAAAUGUUAAAAAAGAAAAGUCUCAACGAUGAAGAAAUUAACAAUCAAAAUUCAAGAAACAGGAGGAAAACGUCAUUAAGUUUACCGUAUGAACCAGUGGCAAAAUGGGAAGGAAAGAUAUAUAAACUCGUGGACGGUACAAACUUCGAUCAAUAUAUGGCGGCUCUCGGUGUUGGUCCUGUUUUGCGCAAAAUUGGAAACUCUGUACGACCGGUUAUAGCAUUACGUAAGAAUGGCAUAUAUUACUCACUCAUAACGGCUUCUGACUUUACCACGACCAUACAACGCUUUGAACUGUGUGUACCCUUCGAUGAGUUCACUUUGGACGGACGUCAAAUGCGGACCACCUUCUCGCUGUACAACAACGUAUUGAUUCAGCAUCAAAUGGGCAAUAUUCCCUCAACUAUAGUACGGGAGUUCCACGAGGACAAAAUGAUCGCCAAAUAUAUGGUGAAAGAUGUUGAGGCUGUGCGUGUGUUCCAAGCAGCAGAUGAGGAAAUGUGUAGACUGAUUUGGGAGGCCAAUGUCGCUAAAAGAUAUCAAAUAUAGAUAGGUAUAUUAAAUAGACUGCGUGUUCAUGGAGUGUAGGAAGUCGCAGAUACUGAAGACCAUCAAAUCCCAUUUUAUAAAUAUUUUGAAAAUGCACAAACGACAACAAUAUUAAUGUUCAUCGAUGUUUUGUGUGAAUGUGUUUUAGCAAGCAUUGGUAUAUGGUCCAGUUAUAUUUCUAUAACCACUAAAAUUGAUUACAGAUCAACAAAUCAAAAUGUUAGCCAUUAAAUAUAAAAUGACGAUUUUCGACUCAAAUCAAAAUUUUCGAGAUCGAGUUUAGCUGUUAUGACUUGUGGUUACAGAUUUAUCGCAGAGUAAUGCAUGCACACAUGUUUCACAUUGCAAUUUACCGUAAGUUAUUGUCAACAUUGUAAUGCAUUAGUAGUAAUAGUUUUGGCACUUCCAAAUUCAUGUAAAUAAAUUCAUA